This is a messenger RNA of Salvelinus namaycush (lake trout), 991 nucleotides long. Its product is annotated as COX assembly mitochondrial protein 2 homolog. The coding region runs from base 360 to 596 and encodes 78 amino acids. NCBI's taxonomy places the organism in Eukaryota, Metazoa, Chordata, Actinopteri, Salmoniformes, Salmonidae. The record is from RefSeq and is a predicted model, not a curated record. Gene Ontology annotation, cellular component: mitochondrion. The transcript is spliced from 4 exons.
AAAGAUUGAGAGAAAUGUAGAUAGCCACCCUGCUACCAUCAUGUCUUCCUUUUAUCAAAUAAAUAACUAGGUUUACAAUCGAAUGCUAUGUCUGAAUUGUUAAACACAUUUUUCAAGAUUUGUACAGUAGCUAGCUAGAUGUAAAUACAUCGACAGUAACCUGGCAGUAAUAGGAGUUAAAACAAGGGGUUGAAAGAACGUUGCAUUUGCUCAAGUGGUAUUUUUCGCUACUACUAGCCACUGGCAGCUAGCGACAUUUGGUCAACUUGCGAUCAACGAUAUAUUAUAUUCCCGGAAGAUAGAUAUCAAUGAUAUCCCAACUGAACUGUAUUGUUGGAGUGGUAAGCCCUUAACUCAGAAUGCACUCUGAUCUGUCGCCUCACCUGCACAUGGAUGAGUGCAACAUACUGAUAAACCUACUGAAGCAGUGCCACACGGAGCACAAUGUCAAGAAGUUCUUUGGCCAUUGCAAUGAUAUGGACCGUGCCAUGAGGUCUUGUUUGAAGAAUGAGCGAAUUGCAAAGAGGGAGAAAAGCAAACAGCAUGCUAAAGAGAUGAGACAGAGGCUGAAAGACGGCCCUAAGGAAGACUUCUGAAUGGCAGUACUGGCUGAGCCGAUGCUCCAGGAAGGGGCACAGGAACUGGGUAUUGGAGGACUUGGAACUUACUGGGAUCUACCAUGAGAAGCCUACUUUACUGCCUGGACAUCUGGCCACAAGAGGUCUCUCAUAAUGUUGGUUUCAGUAUGUGUGUUGGGUGGGGUGGAUUGUCAUAGACAGUGGUGGAUGAUCAUUUCGCUACUCAGUGAUCAGAGCUUGUGUGUGUGUGUGUGUGGGGGGGGGUCUGUUUUGAGGACUGCUAUCAUGGUUGAUUACAUAUUUAAAGUACUUAACAAAAUAAUUGUUUUAAAUUGUCUGAGUUUCUGACUGGGGAAUGACAAUGAUGAAUGAACACUGGAUUUCUAUUGAAUAAAGUUGACCAAAACACAGAA